ACUCAUAUGUCUGUUCAUUGUGGUUUCUGGUGCAGGUGGAUUCAGGCUACAGCGAAGCAAAAUAAUGCAACAUCAAGCUUACCAACCUGUUUUGCCCUGUGUUAAUAAAUAUCUGCAAUACAGAUGGGACAAAAACUGCUAUGAGAUGCACAGGAGCAAGGUUAAAUCCGCAAAACCAACUAUCAACACAACUCCCCCGAAAACCUAUGGCCAUCUACUUGUCAAGUUUAAGAAAAGACAGCUUGAAGAAGAACGGGUUUCGAGAAUCGAAAGAGAAAAUCAGAUGCUUCUUGAUAAAAUGUCCCAUAUAAUGCAGACCAGCGGGGGAGUUGACUGUAGACAUGACUAUGUAAAGAAAAGUCUUGGCUCAGAGAAAAGACAGCUGGAGCUGCUUCGCAUCGCCAAAGAGAAUCAGUGGAUCCUUCAGCGUUUGUCCACCUGCAGGCCGCGUUACAGCGUUCACGUGUGGCACGAGCAGUGGCUUAAAAACCUUGAGCUCAUGGAGAAUAUAGGGAGAUAUCCGCGUCUGUACACCGCACAGAGAUCCUCCUUGCCACCAAUUUCAGCAGACAGACAUGGGAAGGUAGAGAACAAGAAAUAUGCAAGAAAUGAGGAUGAACGGUCUGCUAACACUAGGAAUGAGAUGAAGAAAAAUGAUGAGAAGACAAAAUCUGAAUACAAAGUUACAUCUGAAGACGAAGCGUAAUUCAUGCAAGAGUGUAAAUCUUAAAGACUUAAUUCGUAAAGAUGUUUUCUAUAUG
Messenger RNA from Ctenopharyngodon idella (grass carp), 761 nucleotides. RefSeq names its product CFAP97 domain containing 2 (gene cfap97d2). The coding region runs from base 65 to 706 and encodes 213 amino acids. Lineage: Eukaryota; Metazoa; Chordata; Actinopteri; Cypriniformes; Xenocyprididae. The transcript has 5 exons. The record is from RefSeq and is a predicted model, not a curated record.